This is a messenger RNA of Colletotrichum truncatum, 327 nucleotides long. RefSeq names its product conidiation protein. The record is from RefSeq and is a predicted model, not a curated record. Gene Ontology annotation, cellular component: cytoplasm. Lineage: Eukaryota; Fungi; Ascomycota; Sordariomycetes; Glomerellales; Glomerellaceae.
AUGGCCAGCCAGGACGACUACAGCGACAUUCCCCGCGAGGUCCCCGCCUCCGCCGACACGGAGAAGGACCCCGAGAACGUAGUCCGCGGCCACAAGGCCACGCUCAACAACCCCCAAGUUUCAAAUGAAGCCAAGGAGCACUCCCGCCAGGUCCUCAAUGACAUUGGCGAGCCGUAUGAUCAGUCCGGCGGAGGCCAGACGACCAAGAAUGACGGCCAAAAGGAUCCGGGAAAUGUCGCCCGCGGUUUGAAAGCGAGCAUCAACAACCCCGGCGUGUCUGAUGAGGCCAAGGAGCGGGCUCAGGAGAAGUUGGAUCAGCUAUCGUAG